This is a messenger RNA of Caenorhabditis auriculariae, 10076 nucleotides long. Lineage: Eukaryota; Metazoa; Nematoda; Chromadorea; Rhabditida; Rhabditidae. The record is from the annotation of a GenBank genome assembly.
AUGUUUCCAACAUUUCUCGUCUUGCUGUUCUUCAGCACAGCCUGGUGUCAAACCAGCGAAUCGCCUCCGUCUUCAACUUCUUCUGAAAAUCUGUCAACCCCAAAAGUUAACCCUCUACAGCUCGCCAAUUCAAGCAGUGGCCUCUAUGAUUCACAAGGUUUUUUCUUCGAAUAUAGAAAAAAAACGAUGAGUUCAGGAAGAAUUCGGCUAAAACUUGGUCAUAUCGGUGCUAUGAACGCUCUUCGGAACGACGUAAAAAUCCUGGAAAUUUCUCACAAUUCUCUUCGAGCUGAAGGCAUCCUCGGCGACGAUUUCGAUGUGGAGUUAGUCAAAAUAUAAGCUAAAUCAAUUAGAAAAACAAAAUUCAAGCAUUACCUCUCAAAACGGCUGCGGAGAAUCUUAUGAAGGAGUGGCGGUGGCUGCCGACAUGUACCAUUUGCAGAAAGUUAGGGCUUUUAUUGGACCUUAUUGUAAUGCCGGUCAGUUCUAAUUGGACAGAGUUAAUAAAAAAUGGAGGGAAAUUCAGAAAUGGACGCUGUGGCAAGAAUGGCUGCAUUUUGGAACAUUCCAAUCAUCGGCUACAUGGCGGCUUCCAACGCGUUGGCUGAUAAAAAUGCCUAUCCGACUUUGGCGAGAAUUUCGGUGUGCCUGUUAUUUUUGUACUGUUCAAUAGUAGAAAACUUUCAUAGAAAGAACGUUUUAGGAAAAAAGCUACGACUAAUUUUUUUUUUGUAGACCAUUGAAGAUCUAACAGCCCAACAACGGGCUCAAAAAUAGGAAAUUUUCAAGAAUAUGCAAGUUUUGAAUGGUGUUAGUAUAUAGUAAGAAUAUAGUUCAAGCAGUUUAAGGUUUUAUAUUUCACAAACUGAAGAAACAUUCGAGUUACUCAUCAUUAAAUCCUUCCAGAGUUGUUUACCAAGUCUUAGAACGAAUGAAAAAGUAUCAGGCCAUACGUCUCGAUCACUUCUUCAACGUCUGGGCUUAUUUUGGAUCUUUUGAAAAUAAUCUAAAUCCAACUUAUCUGCAGGGAAAACAAGGAUGAGAGUUACUUUCAUCAUAUUUCUAGAAGUAUUUAGCUUUUCAUUGUGAAAACCAGGCAUUGAGGCAUUCUUGAAGCCUAUAAAAUCGAGAAAGAACGAAAUUUCGAUAAAAUAGGUUUUGUAGAUGAGAAGUACGAACUCGAUAGCCGAAGCGACUUGCGCGCUUCUUGCCCACUACGGCUGGUACAAAGUUGCCAUCGUAACCAACAGCGGAAACUUGGCUUACGAUAGAGUUUACGCUUUCGAAGAAGUUUUCCAUCUUCGUGGGAUAACUGUGGUGAAGAAGGUUUCAAGAAUCAAAAAGAGUUCCAUAAAAAUUGAUAACCAGGUGAUGUUUGACGAGUUUGCUGACAAGAAAUCGAUGAUCAACUCCGGACUGCUGAACGAGUUGAAGAACUCGGCUAGAAGUUGGAAUUUCAACAAAAAUUCAAAAAUCCAACAUUUAAGUCAUCAUCUGCUUGUUCUCGAACACUAAAGAAACUUCGCGGGAGUUUCUGACUGCUGCAAAUGAACAAGGAAUGAGUGUCAAUGAGUUCGCCUACGUUUUCCCAUGGCUGCAGGUUAUUAAAUAUUUGAAAAUGAGUGUGUACAAUUAAAAAUUCGAGGUCCAGGAUGGAGGAAAGGACGUGAGUCCAUGGAGCGGUGCCGAGGGCGAAAUGAUGCAAAAAGUCAAGGAUCAAUACGCGAAUUCAAUUAUAGUGAGUUCCGAAGAGAAAGUCGGAAUGGUGAAUAAUGGCCGCUGAAAGGGAGAGGCUCAAAAAAGGAGCCUUUGUCACCCUAAAAGAAACAUUUCUAUGAAGCUUUUUUCCACCCUUUCCGGAUUAGCCUAUGUCUGAAAUCAACAGCAUGAAAAAACUAAAUAAUUUCUUGAAGUUGAAAGUCCGGUUUUUCAGUUUUUCAAACCCAAAUUUUCAGGUCAAAUUAAGAAUAACGACUGGUGUGAGAGCUGUUAUGCAAUAAGCCGAAAAAAAUCUAAUUUCUUUAAAAUUAAUAUUUAAAAUCUCUGACCGUUUUUCCUGAACUAAAAUUUCAGAUUGACGACGUCAACAGCUUCGACAACACAAUCAUUGCACCAUUUAUUGAACGAAUCAAGGGCGUCGGACUUACUGAAGCCGAUGUCGAUAUUGUUAGUUACUUUUCUAAAGAUAGACAUUUAAGGAAACUUGUUGAUCCUGUAUAAAAUAAAAUAUUUAUCAAAAAUCUACAUUCAGGCCAACAUUUACGGUUACCUGUACCUUUUCGACGCCCUGAAGCUGUACGCCCUGGCCGCCAGGGCGGUAUUGAACGAAACUGGCGUCCCCGAAAACUUACUCAAUGGCCGGAUGAUGUGGAACAGCAUGCGGCGGAUGCAGUUCGAAGGUAUUCGCAAAAAAUUAACUCAAAAAAAAACUAUUUUUCAGGAAUGUUGGGCUCCAGUGGAAUUUCUUCUGGCCAAAUUUUGAUGGACGACAGGGCUGAAAGGGCGCCUGUUUAUCGCGGAUUUUUCGUCUCUCCAAACUCGGACACGGUCAUGCCCAUGGUGGACAUGCAGCCGACGUUGAUCGAGGGUUGCAACGGACUCGCCAACAAAUCGGGCUGUUAUUCCAUUGUCGUGACCGACAUUCUGCGAGACUUCUGGCCGUCUACUGACAGGAAAAUGCCGAAGGUUUUGAGAAAUAGCGUUAUAGUCUGUCGAGAAGUCUAGAGAGAUUUUUCAUAUCCCUGAAAAUAUGCCAGUAGCUUCUUAUGGUCCUCACUCCAAAAAAAAAAAACAUUUUUCGGCUUUUUGGUCACUCCUGUUAUGAAGCUCGAUUUUGCCUAUAGAAAUGCUUCUUCGUUUAGAUUUCAUAACAAUCAUCAGCUAGCAUGUCCCCUUUAGGGGCCACUAAAUGAAACCCCUUUAGGGACCACUUUUUGUUUUUGGAAAAAAUAUCAGACUUUUCACGCGAUUACUAGGUCUUAUGUAAUCGACUGGCUUAGAAACAGUUGAAAUAUGAAAAAUAGGGGCUGGCAAAAUGGUUCCUAGAGGGGACCCUCCAAGCGCUCCUAAGGUUGCCCCUAUAAGGAUCACUCUAAGCUCCUAAGGUAGUCCAUAUUUUUGCCGUGAAUAUUAUUCCUAUUUCUAGGACGAGCCCGACUGUGGAUUCCGCAACGAAAAAUGUGAUUAUACGCUGCUGAUAAUCGGUGUGGCUUUGGUCGUUCUUUUUUUCAUCGCCUUUGUUAUUGCCUACAUUGGCAGAAAAAUGUGGUAAGAUUCUAGAAAUAUCAGAAACCUCCUGAAACUUUCAUUGAAGUGAAAACGCAGCCUUGGACAAGCUUCCAUUCCGAAUCUUCCGAGACGACGUUCAAUUUAUCGACGAGGAGCAGUUGAAAAGCAUGGUUUUUUAAAAUUUCCACACGGUUUUGUCCAUGAAAAAGUUUUUUAGCUGUCCCUUGGAAGUUCGAGGACCAAAAUGAGCAACAUGAACUACGGGUCAAGGAACCAUGCGAUUGUUGGAACCAAUACUCAUGCCAUCUAUCACAAGUACUGAAAUAAAAAAAAGCUGAAAAGGCUAUUUCAAAAAACUUUAGAUACAAUCAACGACGGCCGAUCGUGUUCAAUCGUGUUGAUAAAACCUUGUUGCAACUGGUGAGAUUAAAGAAAAAUAUGGCCGCAUGUAGAAUGGCUCGAAGGUAGGGACCGCAAAGCCACGCCCCUUUUCGCGAUAGAAAAAGUGGCUUUUUUUUGGUUUUCAACUUUCAUUUUGUUGUAGUUGUAAAAUAUGUGGAACUGGCGAAUAAAAUUUGACACACAUGUACAGAAAAAAGCUUCCUCUUUCGUUUAAAAAAAUAUUUCACGCUUUUUUUGAUGCGUUCUCGCGGAAUGUCGUACAAAAAAACGUGAAUGGAACUAAAAAAAUUUUUGUCGUUUUUUUGCUUUUUUUCAUGUGUUUUUUUAGGUCGAACGCACUCUUUCUUUUUUUAAAAUAAUGAUUUUGAUUCAAGUAACGGUAAUUUUAAAACAAUAAAAUAAAAAAAUUCGUCUUUGCCAAAAAAAUUUUAGGGAGCGCCGAAAGUCAUAAUUCAAAAAUAUCGUUAAUAAGCGAAUAUAAUCGAGUUUUUUUGUUUUUUUCAAAAAUUUAGACCAUGGUCUUACUUAAAUUUUUUUCUCCACAGCACCUGUGCUUGAAAAAAAGUUGUUUAAUACGCAAAAAAAUGCUCUUGAAACUAGAGAAAAAAAUUAGCGGCGUUUAUCACACAGAAAGCGGUCGAACGCAGGUUUUUUUCAAACGAUUAUAUACAUUUAUUAGUAAAAAAAUCUUUCAAUUAAAAAGAAUAAAAUAAAAAAAUUCGUCUUUGCCAAAAAAAUUUACGGGGCCGUUUUUAAUGCAGCGAUCGUUAAACGAGGCAAAAAGCACUAAAAAAACAGUUUUUUCGAAGUGAAUUUCCACGAAACGUUUGAGUAAAGAUUUGCGAACAUAUUCUGAUAAAAAAAUAGCUAAAUUACUUCAAGUUUUUUUAUUUUUUUGAAAUAGGCAAUCUGUGCUAUUCAAACGGCUCAAGGGUAUGGGGGAUGGAAGCUCCCCGCGUUGGACCUAACAGCUUGGCGCAACGCGUGCGCUCCGAUUUUACAUUUUGAGGUCGCGAGUUCGAUGCCCGCAAGCGCCAGUUUUUUUGUUUUCUGGAAAAAUACCGACUUUUUUUCGGCAAACUAGCUGAUUAGCAUCAUUUCAGCACUCUAUUAUGAUUUGUUACAUCAUAAUAGACCAGUAUCAAAACUUGUUCUAGAAGAAAAAAAUCGAGAAAAAAAUGUCAAAAAUGGAAAUACCAAAUUUUCAGUACUAAAAACAUGGUGCGCGGCGCGCCACCUUUUCCGUCAUAACUUUUUUCAUCCUCAAUCUUUUUUGAAAAACUAAACGGUUCUGAGUUUUGAAUCGAAACAGCUAUCGAACCAUACAAAGCUCAAUGCUGAAAAAAUUUUUUUGAAAAUUCGUCUGCGGUCCCUAAGGCUCGAAGGGUCGCGGUUUUAGUCAAUAAAAAUUAAUGGCACUGAAAAGUAAUUUGUGUUCGGGAAAAGCUUCAAAGUAACCGCGAGUCAUUCUCCGUGCGUCCAUAAGAAAUAUAGCUUCAAAAAUUGAAGAAAUAAAUACUUUAGAUGAAAACCGCCGUUCAUGACAAUAUCAAUCCGUUCUUGGGAAUGGUUUGGAACGAGAAAGAAGAGAUGCUCUUGGUUUGGAAGUUUUGUUCAAGGUGGGGACUUUGGGGUUUCAAGUAGAAGUAUUUUUGAAUAAAUUUGGAGCCGGAUAUCAACUUUUCAGGGUUGUAUGAAGCUAUUUUGUAGCUUAAUUUAGGUAAAUUGAAAUAUGGUUGGUUUUUUUUAACUGAUAUAGUCCGUUCACCGCGACUUGACAGUUUUCGCAUGUCUGCGUCUCUCUGCUCCCUCACCGACGAGGUCAGAGAAACAUGGAAAUAUCACGUAAACAUUAGAGAGACGUCGAGAGAUAAAGAGAGCGCAGAGAAUUCCCGCCUUUUUAAGUCGCGAAAAGCGGACUGUAAGACCAUUUUAGGGUUUUUUAUUCAUAAGUUUUGUAUACGGAGGGAAUUUUUAGAACUCUAAUAUUUUGAAAGCUCAAUUUAAUUGAUUACUUUUCUGAACUUCUUUUCAAAGAACAAAGAUUAUCAAUAGCCUCAUUAAAAACUAACAGACCUUCAUUUUAAGAAAGAAGAGUUUAUUUAUUUUUUAUGCUGAACACAUUAAAAACUUUUUCAAGGCUUUCAGAAGACCAGAAAUUCCUAAAAAACCCUUCAAACAGUUCUUGAAACAAUAACAACCUCAAACCCUUCAGAGGAACCCUCCAAGACGUUGUCUACAACGAGAACAUCGCCCUGGACUCCAAGUUCCACGGCGCCUUCGUCCGAGACAUUCUAUCGGGUCUUGAAUAUCUUCAUGCUUCCCAAAUCGGCUACCACGGUUCUCUGACCCCUUGGGCUUGUCUCAUUGACCGUAAUUGGAUGAUCAAGUUGACUGAUUAUGGUAGAGAAAACAAGAGACGAGAUAUGAGAAACCUGAAUCGCUAGGUAUCGCCGACCCCCUGGAACGUUGGGAAAAGCAACAGACAAUCACUAGGGAUGCCCUCCAAUCCGAAGAUGAUCGCUCCCAAUCGCUCCAGGCCACCAGUUUGAAAAACUCAGAAAUUAUAAGAAAUGACAACGAGAUUGUUUAGGCGCUCUUUAUGACGCUCCCGAGCUGCUCAAAAAUCGAGAGAAAAAUCGACUGAGACGUGUGGAUCAAGACUGGGCUCGGCAAACUCAAGUAAAACUUUUGACCGCAUUUGGAAUGGCUCAAUAUGUCGCGGUUUCUUUAAAGAGCUUCCCAGGCUGAAAUAGGCCAACUAGCGCAAGUAGGUUUAAGUCGGAUUCCAAGUUACUGCUUCGUAUUGAGUCAAUUUUUAGGCCUUUGAAAAGUUUUUUUAGUUAUUGGGCACUGUCGCCUGUCUGCGCUCUCUUGUUCUCUCUACAUCCCUUUCGAGGAAAUAUGAAGAGAGUGCAGACAGUCAGAAUUUUAACUUUGAGCUUGUGAUAAAUGAAGUGAUCUUUCUCAGACCCGACGACAACUCGGUGACAUUUACGCCUUCGGAAUGAUCAUGUAUGAAAUCGUGUUCCGUUCCCUGCCUUAUCCUGAAGGGACCAACAUUUCUGGUUAGUUUUUCGGCAUAUUUCAGGCCCAAUUUUAGACUCGUCUAUUUCAAAAAAUUUGGGAAAAAGUUACUUAGAAACAAGUAUUUGAAAAAAACCACAGAAAAAAAGAUUGACUAUCAAAAAGCGUUCCAGAAGUGAUCGAAGCGAUCAAAGACGGUAGCAGGACAGUGAAACCAUCGAUUCCGACGAACAAAGUGCUGAACAUGGACCUGACGGCGUUGAUCAGCGAUUGCUGGCAUUCGACCCCCGAGAUGAGGCCGUCUUUGAGAAGGAUCAAGCUUAAUAUCGACAGCUACUUGAAUGUGUAUUUAUCCCUUUGAAAAUCCCCGGAAAAAGUCUCGUUUUCUUCUAGGAAAGGCUCUCUGGUGGACCAGAUGAUGAGGAUGAUGGAACAAUAUGCGAAUAACCUCGAGAAACUCGUCGCCGAACGAACUGGAAUGUUAGAGGAGGCCAAUGUCCGAGCCGAUAAGCUCCUCAGCCAGCUUUUGCCUGCGUAAGAUUAACCGAUAGAAAACAUAUAAUCUUUUUCUUCAGUUACGUCGCAAAUGAACUGAAAUUAGGUAGACCGGUUCCGCCAAAGACCUUCACCUCAGCGACGGUUUUGUUCAGGUAGGCUUGAUUUAAAGAGACGACAGAGAAGGAGGGGGUUCUAUCACUUCUCUGGCGUCUCUUCCGUUUUUUUUAAAGAAGAAACUAAAAUUCCUCAGAAAAAAGACUACAGAGUGUUCUGUUAAAAACAAGCCUUCUUUGGGUCUCAAAAAGGAAAAAAAGCUAAAUUUAGUCUUCUUCAAAAAAAUCGGCAGAAAAAUGCUAUUUUUGAUAUAUUUACGGGUAAACUUUGAAAGUCUUGAAACAUUGAUGGUAUUUUCUAACUUUUCAGAACUUUUUUUCUAUCUUGAUUCACGGCGUUUUUGCUAGUAAGAAUUUCGGAUCAUUUUCAAUUUCGCGAAAAUUACUUUGAACACGGCACGUGCGAGAGCGCCGCAGUGCAUGCACACGACACACUACACUUUACGGAAAAAAUAUGGGCGUUUUUUUUUUGUUUGACGACGCCCUGCGCCGAGAUAUUAAUUAUUUGAAAAAAAAGGCAAAGAAAAGCGAACGAAAUGCAAGUAUAAUUACAAAAAAACCUUAUUUAUUUCCUGAUUUUCUAACUUUCUAUACUUCUUUUCAUAAUAAUGAUGACAAGUAUUCAUUCAGUUCACAAGAAAAAAACUGUUCCUGAGAAAUCAACAAAUGAGAAAUUACACAAGAACUUUGUUCCUAGCUGAAACCUUCAGCGACAUCGUCGGCUUCACGGAAAUGUGCCAAAACGCUACGCCAGUCGAAGUGGUGACGGUGCUGAACGGCGUCUUCGACGGCUUCGACCAGUUCAUCGCCAGAAACGACGCCUACAAGGUCGAGACGAUCGGCGACGCCUACAUGGUCGUCUCCGGGGUUCCCGAAGAGAACGGCCAUCGACACAUCAACGAGAUUGCGAGGAUCGCCAUCGAUGUUCACAAAGUAGAGGAGGAUUUAUAGCUUUUAUAAUUGAUUUACAUGUUUUCAGUUCCUCUCUGAUUAUCAAGUGCCGCAUCAGAAGAAUCUCCGGGUGCAGUGUCGUCUUGGUUUCCAUACAGGUAGAGUUUUUACGAGAUAAUACGAGAAUGAUGAAUAUUGAAGAGGAAAAGAUCAAAAAAGAACAAAUUAUUAGGGUUCAAGGCUUCCAAAUUAAUAUUUUAAAAAUCAGAUGGACUCAUGGAUUCUGAAACUUUAGAUAAGCGUACUUUUUCGAGUUUUUUCAGGUAUAACUAUUUUUUAACGUUCAGUAACUUGGCUACAGAAAAAAAAAUAUUGCAAAAAAAGGAAUUAUUUUAUUUUUCACGUUCAUUUUUUCACGAUUGUCCAGAAAUAGGUCCUGAGUUGAUUUCUGAAGUUCUUACUGUAGUUUUUGAAAUUUUUGUGAUAAGUUAACAGCAUAAAUAUUUUGCACAAGCACUUGAAAAAUGAUAAUUUAGGAGAAAAUCCAAAAAAAAAAACUUUUUCAGGCCCAGUAGCUGCGGCGGUCGUUGGCUUGAACGCACCGAGAUACUGUCUUUUUGGUGAUACGGUAAGAUUUUUUUAAUCCGAAAAAAGGAAUCUCCUACACGGAUGAACAAAUUUUGAGUGAAGAUGAAGACGAGUGAAAUUAAAUUUGAUAUAUUUUUUUUUUGCAAAUUUACAAACUUAGGAGUUAUAAAAUGAUUCUUUUCCCAUUAAAUAUUCUUUUUCUAUUUUAAAAGCUUAUUUCUAGGUGAACAUGUCGUCAAGGAUGGAAAGCAACGGAGAAGCCGGAAAAACACAAAUUUCUGAAGCCGCGAAUCGCUUGUUAUUGGACGAAUAUCCGGAUUAUAUCACUGAAGAACGCGGAGAAAUCCCCAUCAAGGUGGGAUAUCUAGAUUUUUUACUUAUCGAUGACUCAACAUAAACUUAUGAGCUUUUCGUUGGACCUGAAACACUCUGACUUGUCUGCGCUCUCUUUUCUUUCACUCGAGAGGUUUUAGAAAGAGGAACAAAGCACGUAAACACGAGAGCUUCAUUGAGAAAUGUCUUUUUCAGUAUUUUUGAGGGAACUUCAAGGAAUUUGCUUUGAUUUGAACUUGGAGAACAAAACGAAAAAAAAAAAUUGAUGGCUCAUUUUUUUUCCCAAGCAUGGCAUUCCUAAUGGGGUGAGGGAAGAGCGAGGCGUCAAAGUUUCUGAAUUCACAAAAAAAGUAAGUGCGCGCUCCGGAUAAAAUUACGAUCGCCUUUGGCUGCACACUUCAGAUUUGAAUUUUCGCGCCAGUUUUUUUUUUUGACCUCGCAUGCUGAGCAGGGUAACCCCGCCGUGCUAACACGGGGUCUCAGCGGGUGCCCCCGUAUAAAACCCGUAAAAGCCCAGCUGAUAGAACUUUUGGCAAUUUUUAGCCCAACUGAGACCCCGCUUUAGCACAGCUGGGUUACAUAUUUUUCUUACACCCGUUGUUCCCCCGUUUUAGCCCAACUGAGACUAAAAUAACCUCAGAAAUACGGGUUUAAUACACCCGUUGAGACACCUGAUCAGCAUGCGAGACGUCUCCCCAACCCGUUUGGGAACGCCGUGCCAAGCAAGCUGUGAAUGGACUAUCCAAACCGAACAAGUCUCUUUUUCCCAGGAAAAAAUAACAGAACUCGAUGUUCAAAACUCGAAAAAGCCUCUUUUUUUUUCAGGGAAAAGGAAUGUGCAAGACAUAUUGGCUGAUCGGGGCAAAAAACGACGUGGCGAACAACUCCUACAGAGCCCCGACGACCAAGGCGUCCGGCAGCGGUGGAUUUGGCGAAAUGAUCUCCAAAGACACUGGAAAAUUGUCCCGGAACUCAACUGGAUAUGGUCGUGCUUGA